Penicillium macrosclerotiorum is the source of this 1233-nucleotide messenger RNA. RefSeq names its product Nif3-like dinuclear metal center hexameric protein. NCBI's taxonomy places the organism in Eukaryota, Fungi, Ascomycota, Eurotiomycetes, Eurotiales, Aspergillaceae. Gene Ontology annotation, cellular component: mitochondrion; cytoplasm. Bases 1 to 1233 code for a protein of 410 amino acids. The record is from RefSeq and is a predicted model, not a curated record. The transcript is spliced from 3 exons.
AUGGUUGGUGUCACAACGGAGAAUGCGCGGGAAGUGAUGGAGAUGGGUGAUGGCCGUGUCGGAAGAGGACGAGGACGGAGGAGAUGGCGAGUGCCUCUGCUCAAGAAAGUGAGGGAGGAGGCGCGGGAGAACAUUAAGCACAGUCGGAAGAUCGCAAUCGAACCUGACGGUGAUAUCGAUGCCAAAGUCGGCGCAUUACAAAUUCGGGCGAUGGGUGUGGCUAUGCUUCUUGAGGCGCCCUUCGAACCAUCUCGGCGCCAGAAGAAUUCAGUCCUGCUAGCAAUUGACUUGACUACGGCGGUUGCUGAUGAAGCUAUCCGGCGCCAGGACUCUGUUGUUGUUGCCUACCAUCCUAUCAUUUUUCGCGGCUUGAAAUCCAUCACUCUUGGUGACACACAGCAGCGAUCUUUACUCCGCCUGGCCCAGCAUGGUAUCAGCGUCUACUCGCCACACACCGCUGUUGAUACCGUUCCUGGCGGAAUGGCAGACUGGUUGUGUGAUGUAGUUACUGGAUCUUACCAGCAAGUUCUAGCUGAGCCCUCCUCAAUCAAGGGAUGUGCCUCGCGCUUGUACUCCGCACCUACCUACCCACAGUCGAAACUUGUUCCUACUACUCAAUCAAAUGGUGACCCUCAGCAAGUUCCUCACACACGGUCGACCAUUCAUCCGUCGCCCCCAAGCUCUAUCCCUGAAGGAUUUGAAGCUGCAGGAGCUGGCCGUCUGGUUACUUUUGAGGAGGCUCAGCCCCUGACGACGCUGAUCGAUCACAUCGGCCGUGGCGUCGGUCUACCAGGUGGAAUCCCAAUUGCUCUCCCCCAGGGACAGUCAAUUGACGAUAUUCGCAUUCGCACAGUGGGAAUGUGCCCUGGUUCAGGCUCUGGUGUGCUGCUCCGUGGCAGUGAUGAUAUUCCUGAUCUCCUAUUCACUGGAGAAAUGAGUCACCAUGAAGCCCUCGCCGCUACGGAACGCGGAUCAGUUGUCAUCUCGCUUGCACACUCCAAUUCGGAGCGAGGUUACCUGCGAGCAAUCAUGCAAAGCUUGCUCCAAAAUGAAGUCUCACAGCAGUGGAAAUCCGAUCGGGAUGCAGCUGUUAAAGCAUUCCAAGACAAUGCAAAGCAGGGCGGAGCUGCUCCUUCAUCGUCUUGCGAGGAAAUUUACAAGGAUUCAACGGUGGAGGUCUCUGUUAGUGAGGCUGACCGUGAUCCUUAUGGAGUCAUGAUUUGGAAAGCUUGA